Molecule: messenger RNA, 900 nt
Organism: Carassius carassius (crucian carp)
Lineage: Eukaryota; Metazoa; Chordata; Actinopteri; Cypriniformes; Cyprinidae
Product: protein-lysine methyltransferase METTL21E-like
Exons: 4
Coding region: 62-745 (227 amino acids)
Biological process (GO): peptidyl-lysine methylation
Cellular component (GO): cytoplasm; cytosol
Molecular function (GO): protein-lysine N-methyltransferase activity
Source: RefSeq, a predicted model, not a curated record
CACGAAGCACUCGUGUGAAUUUGCACAUAUAAGGAUCUUCUUCUGGCUUUCAGACGCACAAAUGGAGCAGGAUGAGACCACUGAGGACGCUGAGCUGUCAGCAGCGAUUAUGAAGAGACACUUUCGCCCGUCGCUGAUCAGAUACGAAGUGUGGGAAGGAUAUGAGUUCGCAGACAAGGAGAUCAAAAUCACGGAGUCGAGGGACAGUUACGGGGCCGUUCUGUGGCCCUCGGCCAUGGUUUUGUGUCAUUUCCUCGACACUCACCGAGACGAGUAUCCCCUGACGGACAAGAGCAUCAUCGAGCUGGGCGCUGGAACCGGCCUCGUUACCAUAGUAACCAGCCUCCUGGGGGCAGAGGUGACGUCCACAGAUCUGCCGGAUGUUUUGGGGAAUCUGAGACACAAUGUGAACCGUAACACCAGAGGACUGUGCAGACACGAGCCGCUUGUGACCGAGCUCUGCUGGGGGCAACAGCUGGACGAGCGAUUCCCGCGCAACACCUGCCACUACGACUACAUCAUGGCCGCAGACGUGGUGUACGCACAUCCUUACCUGCAGCAGCUGAUGGAGACCUUCAUCCACCUGAGCUCAGAGCACACCAUCAUCCUGUGGGCCAUGAGGUUCCGUCUGGAUCCGGAGAACCGCUUCGUGGACACAUUUGAGAAGCACUUUCACCUGGAGGAACUGUAUAACCUGCCCAGCCUGCAGAUAAAGCUGUACCGAGCGCAAAAACGACGCGUUUGACCCGAACGGCCCCUAAGGACUGCAACUAAAAUAUAUUACAGGAUGGGUUAGGAUAUGUAAAUUAAUUAACCCUGAUUUAUUUCGUGAUUCCAGAGGUUUUCAAGAACUGCUGACGUCGAAAAUAAAAACUAAAGUUACUGAGAUGAAUAUGAUUU